AUGGCUCAGCCUUCUUAUGAUUUCUCUUUUCGGCCCUUUACUUCUGUGACACAAAGCACUGCCAAUUCUCCUACCAACCUUAAUAUAUCCAUGCCGUUUGAGGCUUACGGAAGGCCUGUAGAAUUCGUCACGCAUUCGAUCUCCGUGCCAAAUACACCUGCAUUUUGUGCUAAAAGACCCCGAACAGGAAGAACUCCCCAGGUGUCUUUGACAAGUCCCGUAACUGUGACCUCUACGCCUUCUAAAGUGGUGCCUUCACAAGUGACUCCCGUCAUUCAUGGCACCGCCCCUCAACCAACAAGGAACUUGCGAGCUCAGUGGUCACAACUUCAACAUAACGAAAUGACUUGUCAAAUGCCUUCCACUGGAACUCAACCGAUGUCCACCUUACAGCCACCAAGUGGACAUUAUUCGACGAUGGGGUCGCCAGAAAUGCCGCCCUCAUUACAUAGCCUUGCUCCUCAAAAGUUAACCCACGUGCCAACUCUAUCUCUGCUUUUGAUAAAAUUGCUCGAGAGCGAAACGACUCCGCCAAUUCCAAUGGGUAGCACCCAAUCUACAUCCACCUUGUCGCCAGCGUCUGGACAGUCGUCAACGAUGUGGCCUCAAGAAAUGCCGCCCUCAUUACGUGCCACUGCCUCCCAAACUUUGUCCUAUUGGCAACCGCGGUCAGAAAUCAUCCGCACAGAAAUGGCUGCACAAACUCCCAUGGGUGGUACUCAAUCUACGUCCACCUUGUUGCCAGCGUCUGGACAAACUUCGUCGAUGAUUCCUCCUGAAACCGUGCCUUCAUUUCAUGACACCGCUCAUCAAACUUUGACUUGCUCGAGAUCUCCAUCUGAGCAGCUUUCACCUCCAAUUCUGAGUCCCCAUUUUGAUGAUACUUCUCCCCAAUCUUCAACAUCAUUUCAUUCUGCUACAUCAAGGUCACCUACGUCCGCCCAAUCGCCUUUGAAAUGCACAAGUAGUACAUCCUCCUUUCCACCUGCGCCUGCGCGUUAUUCGAUUCCACUUCUUGCUGAAAUGACCUAG
Molecule: messenger RNA, 1032 nt
Organism: Mesocestoides corti
Lineage: Eukaryota; Metazoa; Platyhelminthes; Cestoda; Cyclophyllidea; Mesocestoididae
Source: the annotation of a GenBank genome assembly